AUGGCUGACCCCACUGGUCUCAUCGCCAAAUCUGGCAUUGAACUCCUAACUUUUGGCACCCCCAACGGCGUCAAGGCGUCCAUCCUGCUCGAAGAGCUCAAGGAGGCGUACGGCAAGGAGUACACGGUACAGAGCAUCCACAUCGGCAAGAACAUCCAGAAGCAGCCAUGGUACACGGACCUCAACCCCAACGGGCGCAUCCCAACAAUUGUUGACCACGACCGCGGCGGUUUUGCCGUCUUCGAGGGCCUCCCCAUCCUCACCUACCUCACCCGCCACUACGACCCGGAGCACAAGUUCAGUUUCCCCGUCGACUCGGAUGACUACUCGGUUGCUGAACAGUGGAUUGCGUGGCAACACGGCGGGCUAGGGCCGAUGCAAGGCCAAGCCGGUCACUUCCUCCGCGCGGCCCCCGAAAAGAUCCCCUGGGCCAUCCAGCGGUACGUCGGCGAAGCCGAGCGGCUCUACGGCAUCCUCAACACCCGCCUCGCCGACCGGGACUACAUCGUGGGUCCCGGCCGCGGCCAAUACAGCAUUGCCGACAUCAGCAUUGUCGGGUGGACCAACUACACCCUCAACGUGGGCAUCGACUUGCCGGGUCAGUUCCCGCACGUCGAUGCGUGGCUGAAGAGGCUGUUGGCGCGGCCCGCUGUGCAGAGGGGGUUUGUGGUGCCAAGCGGGGAGCCAUCGAAGGCGACGAAUCCGUUUUUGGAACGCGCGCUGGCUGGGGAGGCUGGGUUGGAGGAGCAGAAGAAGGGGGUGGAGGAGACGAGGAAGAUCGUGGCGGAUGCCAAGGAGAAGUAUGGGUACAAUACUAUGAAGCGGAAACACGAUGCGGACGGCGAGCCCGCCACGGCCCAACCGAACCCAGAACCGGAAUCUAAACCCGUCGAGACGAAAACGAAGCCCGCCGAAGCCGAGCCCUCGUUCGCCGAGCUAGGCCUCGAUCCGCGCCUUGUGCAGGCCAUUGCGAAACAAAACUUCGAGAAACCGACACUUGUCCAGCGCAAGGCUAUUCCUCUUGCUCUACAAGGGAAAGAUGUGCUAUGCAAGGCCAAGACCGGGUCCGGCAAGACGGCCGCCUACGUGCUCCCGCUGCUGUCUGUCAUCCUGAAGCGCAAGACGACCGACCCAACGCCAUUCACCGCCGGCCUCAUUCUCGUCCCCACCCGCGAACUCGCCGACCAAGUGUUCAAAGCGAUCGAGCAGUUCUCCGCCUUCUGCGCCAAAGACAUCCACGCCGCGAAGCUGACCGAGAACGUCUCCGACGCCGUGCAGCGGUCACUCCUUGCCAGCGCCCCAGACGUGGUCGUCGCGACGCCGGCGCGCGCCUGGCACAGUGUACAGUCCUCUGGCGCGCUCUCGCUCGAGAAGCUACAGUGUCUCGUGCUGGACGAGGCCGACCUGGUCCUGUCGUACGGGUAUGACGAGGACAUGGAGAAUAUCGCGCGGGCGCUGCCCAAGGGGGCGCAGACGGUCAUGAUGAGCGCGACGUUGUCGGCGGAACUGGAGGCGCUACGCAAGAUCUUUGGGGCGCGCGGCGGGCCAGAGGCGGUGGUGCUGGAUUUGAAGGAGGAAUUCGGGGCGGAGGAUGAGAAGUUGACGCAGUUUUAUGCCAAGUGUGCGGAGGACGACAAGUGGCUGAUUGCGUAUCUCAUCUUUAAACUGCAGCUGAUCAAGGGACCGUGUUUGAUCUUUGUGGCGGAUAUUGAUCGAUCGUAUCGGUUAAAGCUUUUCUUUGAGCAAUUCAGCAUCAGGAGUUGUGUGUUGAACUCGGAGCUCCCCAUCAACACUCGAAUCAAGAUCAUUGAGGAGUUCAACCGGGGAAUCUACGACAUUAUCAUCGCAUCGGACGAAAAGAGCGAGCUGUUCGGAGACGAGGCUGUGGAUGGCGAGGUCAAUAAGCCAAAAAAGCAGGCGCCAAAGGAGGACGAAGCGGUUCCAGAACACCCGAAAAAGAAAAAGAGGAGACAAAAGAAGGACGAGGAAUAUGGCGUUUCUCGAGGCAUCGAUUUCAAGAACGUCGCGGCGGUGGUCAACUUCGACAUGCCGACAUCUGCUUCGUCAUACACCCACAGGAUAGGCCGGACGGCGCGAGCAGGUCGCGCCGGUAUUGCGCUCUCAUUUGUUAUCCCCAAGGAACUGUACGGCAAGCACCGGCCAACCUCCGUCAAAAGCACAGAGAAGGAUGAAAAGGUAUUGGCGAAGAUUACGAGGCAGCAGGAGAAGCUGAACCGGAAACUCCAGCCAUACAACUUCAACAAGUCGCAGAUGGAGGCGUUUAGAUACCGGAUGAAUGAUGCGCUGCGUGCGGUAACGAGGGUAGCAAUCCGGGAGGCCAGGACAAAGGAACUCAGACAGGAGCUGUUGAGGAGCGAGACGUUGAAACGAUACUUCGAAGAAAACCCGACGGAACUCUCCCAUCUGAGAAACGACGGUGAACUUGGCCGGGUCACUCGCCAACAACCGCAUCUGAAGCACGUGCCCGACUACCUACUCCCCAAAGACGGCAAGAAGGCACUUGAGUCGGAGCGUAUCGGGUUUGUGCCGUUCAAGAAGGAAGGCGGCAAGGACAGGAGACACAGGAAAGGGGGGAAGGGCAAGGGCCGGUCGUUCAAGGUCGGUGGGAGAAAGGACCCCCUCAAGACGUUCAAGGUGCGUCGGAAGGCCAAGUAA
Molecule: messenger RNA, 2676 nt
Organism: Dichotomopilus funicola
Lineage: Eukaryota; Fungi; Ascomycota; Sordariomycetes; Sordariales; Chaetomiaceae
Product: P-loop containing nucleoside triphosphate hydrolase protein
Exons: 9
Coding region: 1-2676 (891 amino acids)
Molecular function (GO): RNA helicase activity; ATP binding; nucleic acid binding
Source: RefSeq, a predicted model, not a curated record